AUGACUGAUCAACGUUUUAAAUAUUAUACUGGUUAUGAAGUUGAUAAUGAACCGAGUGAUGAUGAAGACGAAAUCCCUUGUAGUACCGCCAUAACUCAUGGUGAUGUUAAUUCGGACAGUUCUGAUGAUGAAUUUGAUCGACCACUACGUGAAUAUAUCGAAAAGACAAUGUCACAAGAAACGAAAAAUAAAACUUCAUCAUCAACAUCUACUACUGCAAAUGCAUUUGCUAAUGAAAUGGAAGAUGAAUUAGAUCAAAUCUAUCAUAAUUUUAUUUCACGUGGAACAUUUGAUUUACCAAUAUCUACUCAAAAAACACAAGAAAAGAAAAUAGUAGUUAAUAAACAAAAUGAAGAUGAUAGUGAUGAUGAAAAAAAUCAAUCAGUAGUGAAUAAAGAUGAUCAAGAUAAAAUUAAUGAUGAUCUUUUAUAUGAUCCCGAUGAAGAAGAAGAAGAUGAAAAAUGGAUGACAAAUGAACGUCUUAAAUCUCGAGGAGUCAACAAUUCACAAAAAUUAGAUGCAUCAUCACUCGGACCAACUGAUGCAGUUCUCAAUUGUCCAGGUUGUAUGAUAUUAGUUUGUCACGAUUGUCAAAGGCAUGAAACCAAUCGAAAUCAGUAUCGAGCAAUGUUUGUCUUUAAUUGUGCAAUUGAUGAAAAUCGUAUUGCUCGUGUAUCAACGGCUAACAAUAAAAAAUCAUUGAAACAAAAGAAAAAGAAUAAUAAUAAACGAUUUAAAACAGAUGAUUCUGAUCCUUUAAAUGAUAAAGAAGAACAAGAAAUUAAAGAUGAUAUAUUAAGACCUGUAUUAUGUAGUGAAUGUGGAACAGAAUUAGGUGUUUAUGAACCGAAAGAAGAAUUGUAUCAUUUUGCUAAUGUACUUGCUAGCCAUUGA
Messenger RNA from Rotaria sordida, 894 nucleotides. The record is from the annotation of a GenBank genome assembly. Lineage: Eukaryota; Metazoa; Rotifera; Eurotatoria; Philodinida; Philodinidae.